Macrosiphum euphorbiae (potato aphid) is the source of this 975-nucleotide messenger RNA. Lineage: Eukaryota; Metazoa; Arthropoda; Insecta; Hemiptera; Aphididae. The record is from the annotation of a GenBank genome assembly.
AUGGAAGCAGGACAACGGCCCGACAACAGAUCCUCGUCAAACGGAGAACCUACACCUUCAAACAUUCUAUUGGACUAUUUACCAAUGAUCACGAAAGUUGUAGUAGGAAUCCUUCAUUCAAUAUAUGCAUUUAUCAACCUAAUAUUUCUCAGCAUAUAUCCAGUAGAAAAAUCUUUAAAAGAUAAAAUUGUACUCGUGACGGGCGCCGGCAGAGGACUUGGUCGAGAGAUGAGCUACCAGCUGGCCAAGGAGGGUGCAAAAGUGGUGUGCGUGGACAUAAACGCAGAAGGCGUCAAGGAGACGGCUGACGUUAUCAAUGGCGGCAAGACAGGAGAGGACGCGACAGCCGACUUUUAUACGACCAACGUGGCUGAACCGAGCCAGGUGAACGAAUUGGCCAAGGCGGUGGAAGAGAAAUGGGGCAAGGUGGACGUGCUGAUCAACAACGCUGGCAUUGUGGCCAGCGCACCGUUGAUGGACACUACUGAUGAACAAAUCAAGCGCAUGAUCGACGUCAACCUGGUUUCACACUUUUGGAUGGUACGCGCCUUUUUGCCGGCCAUGAAGAAGCGCAACGAAGGCCACAUCGUUGCCACGUCAUCGGUGGCCGCGUUCACGUGUGCGGCCAACAUCGUACCUUACGCAGCUACCAAAUACGGUGUCACGGGUCUGAUGGCUAGUCUCAGGGAAGAACUCAGGGCCAACCCGUCGAACAACAUAAAAACCACAACCGUCCAUCCGUUCUUUUUGGACUCUGCCCCGAUAAACGUUAAACACUGGGAUGUCAAAUCCGCGUUGCCAAUCGUAUCGAUUCCUCAAGUUGCCAGUGCAGCAAUUCAAGGAAUUAAAAGAGAAGACGUCGUUGUAACCGUUCCAGAAAUAUUGAGACUGAUCAUGCAAAUACUAUGGAUUGUGCCUCAGAAAUCGGCAGAUUAUUGGCGAGAUGCUUUUAGUUCAAAAAUCAAUUCAGUUUAA